CGGGAGCCCGGCGAUCCGGGCUUCUGUGAAACAUGGCGGUCGGCUGGGACCGUAACACAAGCAUGACUAUAUGAAGGAAAGGGAAGGUUUUCCUGAAGAUGAGGCGACUGAAUCGGAAAAAAACCUUAAGUUUGGUGAAAGAGUUGGAUGCCUUUCCAAAGGUUCCUGAUAGCUAUGUAGAGACUUCAGCCAGUGGGGGUACAGUUUCUUUAAUAGCAUUUACAACUAUGGCUUUAUUAACAAUAAUGGAAUUCUCAGUAUAUCAAGAUACAUGGAUGAAGUAUGAAUAUGAAGUAGACAAAGAUUUUUCUAGUAAAUUGAGAAUCAAUAUAGAUAUUACUGUUGCCAUGAAGUGUCAGUAUGUUGGAGCAGAUGUAUUGGAUUUAGCAGAAACAAUGGUUGCUUCUGCAGAUGGUCUAGUUUAUGAACCAGUGCUGUUUGAUCUUUCACCACAGCAAAAAGAAUGGCAGAGGAUGCUACAGCUGAUUCAGAGUAGGCUGCAAGAAGAGCAUUCACUUCAAGAUGUGAUAUUCAAAAGUGCAUUUAAAACUACAUCAACAGCACUUCCACCAAGGGAAGAUGACUCAUCGCAGUCUCCAGAUGCGUGCAGAAUCCAUGGCCAUCUGUAUGUUAAUAAAGUGGCAGGGAAUUUUCACAUAACUGUGGGCAAGUAUGUUCUUUUCCCUUAUGAAAAUACUUUACACAAGGUUGAGCUUAGUUAAAAGUAAUUUCUUUCCUAACCAGAUAAUAUAUAGCUCAGUUCAUUUUCAUUUAAUUAACUUAAUUUUAUAUGUGUGAUAUAACUCCAUAUAAAAUUGUCUAUUUUUAAUGUCUAGAGAUUGAUGUUUGAGGUGUCAGUUUCAGGAUAAAGAAGACUACUAACUUUAAAAAGUACUUUAAGAUCAGGAGGAUUGUAGUUCUGUGUUAGCCCUGGGCAAAAAGUUAACAAGACCCCAUCUCAACAAACAAGCUAGGCAUGGGGUUGGAAUUCUAUAAACUCAGCUAUAAGGUAGGAGGAUUGCAGUCCAAGAUCAGUCCCUUGUGAAAGUGUGAGACCUUAAAGCAAAAAGGGGUAAGGAAUGGCUCAAAUGGUAGAGCGUCUGCCUAGCAAGUGCAAGCCCCUGAGUUCAAACCCCAGUACUGCU
Castor canadensis (American beaver) is the source of this 1145-nucleotide messenger RNA. NCBI's taxonomy places the organism in Eukaryota, Metazoa, Chordata, Mammalia, Rodentia, Castoridae. The record is from RefSeq and is a predicted model, not a curated record.